AUGUCCCAAGAGAAGUUCACAAGAACUCAGAUAUUUGGUACGAUCUUUGAGACCACCGCUAGGUACGAUGAGUUGAACCCAGUGGGUAUGGGCGCCUUUGGUUUAGUCUGUUCUGCCAAGGACAAGCUUACGGAGCAACAAGUAGCAAUUAAGAAGAUUAUGAAACCAUUUUCCACUCCUGUUUUGGCCAAAAGAACUUACAGAGAGUUGAAGUUGCUAAAUCACCUGAGACAUGAGAAUUUGAUUACACUAACAGACAUCUUUCUAUCUCCUCUUGAGGAUAUUUAUAUUGUGACGGAGUUACAAGGAACGGACUUGCAUCGAUUGUUGACAAGCAGGCCGUUGGAAAAACAGUUCAUACAGUACUUCCUGUACCAGAUAUUGAGAGCACUGAAAUAUGUGCACUCGGCCGGAGUUAUCCAUAGAGACUUGAAACCAAGCAACAUUCUUAUCAACGAAAACUGUGACCUUAAAAUAUGUGAUUUUGGACUGGCUCGUAUCCAGGACCAUCAGAUGACCGGUUACGUUUCUACAAGAUAUUACCGUGCCCCAGAGAUCAUGUUGACAUGGCAGAAAUAUGAUACAGAGGUCGAUAUAUGGAGUGCAGGGUGCAUUUUCGCCGAGAUGAUUGAAGGAAAGCCUUUGUUUCCUGGUAAAGAUCAUAUCAAUCAAUUCAGUAUUAUUACAGAGUUACUUGGAUCUCCACCCACUGACGUUAUUGAUACUAUUUGCUCUGAAAACACACUAAGGUUUGUCCAGAGUCUGCCUCAUAGGGAACCGGUGCCUUUAAUAGAACGGUUCCAGGGAGUGGAGCCUGUUGCUAUUGAUUUGCUGGAAAAAAUGCUGGUAUUUGAUGCACGUAAGAGAAUCACUGCAGAGGAGUCUCUGGCCCACGAGUACUUGGAGCCCUACCAUGACCCUACUGAUGAGCCUGUGGCAGCAGAGAAGUUCGACUGGUCGUUCAACGAUGCCGACUUACCUGUAGACACUUGGCGAGUAAUGAUGUACAGUGAGAUUUUAGACUUCCAUCAAGUUGAGGAUCAAUGA
This is a messenger RNA of Komagataella phaffii GS115, 1047 nucleotides long. RefSeq lists its product as uncharacterized. Gene Ontology annotation, molecular function: ATP binding; MAP kinase activity. Gene Ontology annotation, cellular component: nucleus; cytoplasm. The transcript has 2 exons. The record is from RefSeq and is a predicted model, not a curated record. Lineage: Eukaryota; Fungi; Ascomycota; Pichiomycetes; Pichiales; Pichiaceae. The coding region runs from base 1 to 1047 and encodes 348 amino acids. Gene Ontology annotation, biological process: osmosensory signaling pathway; stress-activated MAPK cascade; cellular response to oxidative stress.